Molecule: messenger RNA, 3027 nt
Organism: Closterium sp. Naga37s-1
Lineage: Eukaryota; Viridiplantae; Streptophyta; Zygnematophyceae; Desmidiales; Closteriaceae
Source: the annotation of a GenBank genome assembly
AUGGCUCCUAACGUCCCUGGUGCAAGCAGUUUUCCUUCCGGCGCCGUUCCCGUCGCCAGUACCGCUCUUCCCAUGCCCUCCGCCAAGGUCGCAGCAACGCCAUCUGUACAGAUGCGUGCGCCACACGCAAGCCGGCUCAAGCUGGCCCCGGGCCCUGCUGACGUGGCGGGCAACCCGCGCAAGUGGACCCCGCCACCGCCGCAGGACGGCAUCCCAUUGCACGAGCGGCCCGAGUGGCUGCGCGACGAGGCGUUGCCGUUUCUGGAGCUGUUUGAGCGCAACGUGAGGAAGUUUCCGAGCAAGGCCGCAGUGACGUGGGUGGAGGAGAAGGGCGUGAUCAAGCAGUCGUAUACAUACGAGGAGCUGGACGCGCUGUCUCGCGCCGUGAGUGCGUCGCUGGUGGGCGAGUGGGGGGCAGCGCGGGGCGACCGAGUGGUGCUGCUGUACCCGCCCGGCCUCGACUUCCUCAUCGCCUUCAUCGCCUGCCUGCGCUCUGGAGUGGUAGCGGUGCCAGUGUACCCGCCCAACCCGCGCGAGCUGAAGAAGGACGUCGAGAAGCUCACUCGCCUCGUCAACGACUGUGGGGCGCGCAUCGUGCUCUCCACCUCCGAGUAUCGCUCCAAGAUCCGCCUGUCACUGCUGAAGCUCGUGCGCUGGCCGGGCGAGCACUGGUACAACACCAACGGCAUCAAGCCACUCCCUCGCAGCGCGGCUGAGAAUGGCAGCAGCAGCAGCAACGAGAAUGGCACUGGCGGUGCUGGCAAUGCGAACGGCACUGGUGGCAGCAGCAGCAGCAGUGGUGGCAGUGAUGAGAUAGCGUUUCUGCAGUACACGUCAGGGUCGACGGCUGAUCCCAAGGGCGUCAUGAUCACGUACACCAACAUCGCCCACAACGUCAUGUUCAUCCGCCGGACCCUGCGCAUGCAUUCUGGUAUCCGCUUCUUCAGCUGGCUGCCUCAGUACCACGACCUGGGGCUCAUAGUGGCGUAUCUGAGCACGCUCACAGCGGGCGGCAGUGGGGUGUACAUGUCUCCUAUCGACUUCAUCCACCGCCCCGCCUCCUGGCUGCAGUGGAUGAGUCGCCUCAAGAUCACCCACACUGCAGCGCCCAACUUUGCGCUUAACCUUGCCACGCGCAAGUUCGUCCCUUCCAGAGAUGCCGCCCUGCCCGCCCCCUUCCUCUCCGCCUCCCUCCCACCCUCCUCCUUCCCUACCCCUCUCAACCCCUCCUCCACCCCUUCCACCGUUCUCAACCCAUCUGCUGCGCUUCCCACCGCUCUGGACCUCUCGUCACUGGAAUGUUUCCUGAACGCGGCCGAGCCGGUGCGGCCGGAGGCGAUAGAGCGGUGGAAUGCGGUGCUGGGGCGGUACGGGUGGGAUCCGUGCGGCAUGUGCCCGUGCUAUGGGCUGGCAGAGCAUGUGGUUGGCGUGUCAGGGUGGGGCAGCAAGCUGCUGCACCUCCCAGACAUCACGCUACACAGCAGCGGCCACCUCGCCACGUACCCCGUGGACGGGCGGGUUGUCAUCGUCAACCCGGAGACGCAUGAGGAGUGCGCAGAGGGCGUGGAGGGCGAGAUCUGGGCGCGCAGCUGCCACGUGGCGCGUGGCUACUGGGGCAAGCCGGAGCUGUCAGAGGAGACCUUCCGGGCGCGCAUGAGGGAGGGAGCACCCGGCUCCGACAGCGGCUUCUACCUGCGCACGGGGGACCUGGGGCUGGUGGUGGCGCAGCAGCUGUUCAUCACGGGGCGCAUCAAGGACCUCAUCAUCGUGGGCGGCAAGAACUACUACCCGCAGGACAUCGAGCUCACCGUCGAGUCCGUUUCCGACACCAUUCGCCCCGGCUGCUGCGCCGCCUUCAGCGUGAACAAGACGAGCCACGGGGCGGCACCGGGCGGCAAGGGAGCGGCAGCAGACAAGGGAGAAGGGGCUGGGGAGAAGGGAGAGGAGGAGGAGGUGGUGGCAGUGGUGGUGGAGGUGAAAUCGGUGGCGCAGGAGGGGUGGUGGCGGGGUGGGGGAGGAGGGGGGGCAGGGGAGGGUGGGUUGACGAAGCAGCAGAUGAAUGAGCUUGCAGGGGAGAUUCGGAGUGCCGUGGUGCGCGCGCAUGGCGUCAUGCCUGCCAUCGUGGCUAUCAUUCCGCCUCGCACGAUCCCCAAGACCACGAGUGGCAAGAUUCGGCGCAAGGAGACGAGCCACCGACUCACUGCAGGCACACUUAACGUGCUCAACAGUAACUCGCACAUGGAGGGCGGCGCUGGAGAGACCAUUGAGAGUCUGCAUUCGAUUCCUGAACCGUCUGAGGCGAAGGGAGGAGAGGAGGGCGUGGUGAUCAUCGAAGAGGAAAAUUCUGCUCAGGUGCCUCAAAAGGAGGUGCUGACUGGCGGAGAGGAAAGGGAGAGUGGGGAAAGGGAGGAGGCAGGCAGCAUGAAGGUGGUAGAGGAGGAGGGACAGGUUGGAGGAGAAGUGGUGAGUGAGAAAGAGAGUGUGGAGGUAAAGGAAAGGAAAGGUGAAGCUGGAGAUGGGAUGAGUGAUGCCGCAGGAGCGAGUGUAGGUGCGAGUGUAGGUGCAGGAGCAGGGGUGCGGUCUGAGGGAGCAGAUGAAGCAGAGGAGGAAGCAAAUGUAGUGGCACCACUGGCAGUGGUGUCAGAAGCAGCAGCAGCAGCAGCAGCAGCAGAGGGCGACAUGGCAGGGGCAAAGGAUGGGCAGGGCAAAGAUGCAGAAGGGGAUGGGGCAGCGGAAGAAGAGGAGGACAUGGGUGCGGCCAAGUGGGAUGGCAUGGGUGUGGAGGCAGCUGUGAAGGCCAUCAUGGGUAUCCAUGACCUGGAGAUUGCCGGAGAGCCACUGCUGAUCGACAUAGGCCUCACGUCCAUGAACGGCAUGGAGGUGCUCGAGCUGCUGGAGAGGCGCUGCGACCGCAGGCUUGUUGUCGAUGACAUGGAGCGACUCACCAUUGGACAUUUGCGCCAGCUGGAUCAGGGCAUCCCCCUCCCUGACACAUUCGAGAGUGACGACGAGGACGAGGAUGAAUGA